Schizophyllum commune H4-8 is the source of this 1912-nucleotide messenger RNA. RefSeq lists its product as uncharacterized. Bases 134 to 1588 code for a protein of 484 amino acids. The transcript has 7 exons. Gene Ontology annotation, molecular function: DNA binding. The record is from RefSeq and is a predicted model, not a curated record. NCBI's taxonomy places the organism in Eukaryota, Fungi, Basidiomycota, Agaricomycetes, Agaricales, Schizophyllaceae.
GGCAACUUGAAGCCAAGCCGGAGGGGGUGUCAACGCACGCGCGCGUGCUGACCCGAAAUGGGAUUUCCCAUUGUUUAUAUAUGCCACCGGGCCAGACGCCGCGGACGUAUUUCUCCCCCCUCUUCCUGCGCCCAUGUCGAGCGCCAGCGCGCAAGACGCUCAUGUCCCCUCCUACUACGGCGUCGUCGAGACCACCCUCGACGCCCUCCGUCUCGUCAACGGGGCCGCACAGGGCAUCGUGCCCCGCAUCAGGCGCCGGCUUAACGAGAGCGAACGGCGCGCCAUGAUCCACUCAGGCGCAGUCUUCGUCUUCGCAGUGGAGGAAAGCAAUAUCAAGCGAUGGACCGACGGCAUGUUGUGGUCACCCUCGAGGAUUCACAAGAAUUUCCUUGUUUAUCGCGAGAUCAAUGAGCGGCCUCAAGGACGAGGAAGUAGGCGCAACUACACAUCCGAGGAACUCUCGACACGACAUCAAGGUCCCCCCAGUCCCACCGACCACCUGUACACGGGCUUUCGCAACCCCGCACUCGAAGCGACUACAUUCAAGCUUGACGGCCUCCACAAGAAGACCAUCACCGUCACGAUUAACGACGCAGACUGGCAUCUAGUCGCGUAUUACUCGACAACGGACGUACAGAACGGUACGCUCAAGAGACCCAGCACGCGACCAGAUAUUAUGGCGCCAUACAUGAAUCCUCACGCGUUUCGUCUCACGAGCUUUCGAAUUCCUCCGAAAAUUGUCAUGGAUGCGGACGGUCGUCCUGUAGUAGCUGCGGACGACGAGGACGAAGACGACCAAGCAGGCGGUGCGCAAUGCAAGUCCGAAGACACAUCGUCUCAAACAUCACUCUUCUCCCCCAUUCUCUCACCCAAGAAUUCUUUCACUGGCAGCUCCCUAUAUCCCAUUCCAAACCGCGCACGCCUCUCCUCGCCGGUUCCCCGUCGAAUCUCUACAUCGUCGAGCACGCCUGAUUUCUGGUCGAGGUCGUCUUCCGGCAUAUCCCCUGGAUCCCAGCAGGGGUGGCAUCCGGACAUGCCGACGCACGGCGGACGGUGGAACGCGGCCAGCAGCUCCAGUAGCCAACCUUACGACGCUUACUCCUCGGCCGGCGGACCUAUCGGAAGACCACGCUCGCGAACCACGGUCGCUCCCUACCACAUCCCUACCCUGAGCGCAGCAAGGGGGCGGCAGAUACAGCACGAAGAGCCCUACACGAUACGGUCCAUGAGCGCUGGCCCGUCUUCACUUUCUUGGAUAUUGGACAACGACCCACCUCAACGGAGCCCCGUCGCCCAACAUCACAGUCCCUCCUCGCUUCAUCGUAGCCCGACGUCGAUGCAGCCUGACCCAUACGGCCCUCGAUUUGAUUACCACCAGUCUCCGCCGGUAUCCAGCCACCCGAUGCAUUGGCCGGCACGCAAUUCCGCCACCUUGCUCCCCCUUCCUAAUAUAUCCAACUCGUCGUCUUUGCAUACCAUAGUCCCUGGAUCAUCCGGACCCUCGCCCGCCUUACCGCCUCCUUUCCACAUGAACGAGAACCUACAUGCCAUGGACGAUCCGGAAGAGUAUCAUUACGAGGACCAGUAGCACGGACCCCCGCCGCACUAUAGACCACACGCACGACUCUGCUGUAGCUUUACAUUACCUAUUCCCUCUGCACACAUCUGUAUGUUUCUUCCAGCAUACGACCCCUUUCUUGGGCACCUCUUCGCCUUGUAUAUAGGUCUCAACGACUCGAAGGGCCUGCCACUUCUGUAUAUACCAACCGUACUGUAUCGGGGAUUUUGGGCUGACUCUGUGAUAUACGAUAUUUCCCUAGGGCACCUGCAUUCACUUGCCUCUUCGCGGCGACCUGAUUGUUCUUCUUAUUGCACUAGAUGCACAUUUUGUACGUCUGAGCAGCAUCAACAC